Molecule: messenger RNA, 2073 nt
Organism: Talaromyces marneffei
Lineage: Eukaryota; Fungi; Ascomycota; Eurotiomycetes; Eurotiales; Trichocomaceae
Exons: 3
Coding region: 1-2073 (690 amino acids)
Biological process (GO): transmembrane transport
Cellular component (GO): membrane
Molecular function (GO): transmembrane transporter activity
Source: RefSeq, a predicted model, not a curated record
AUGAAGAAUCCUUUUACUUUACACGUCAAAAAUCGUACGGUCAAUUUUGAUCAUAUCACAGAUCUAAGACUUCGAAGGCGGCGCGUUCUCGAUGCUCUCGAUCGAACACAUUUUCAAUGGCUAGUGGUAUUCGUCGCUGGCAUUGGCUUUUUGGCCGAUGGUUAUGAUAUCUACGCCGCCUCCCUAACAAUUCCCAUGAUCAACCAUGUAUACUGGAACAACAACAUGCCUGCCAACAUACAAGCAUCACUAAGCGCCGCAACUCUCGUUGGAACUUUCAUCGGUCAACUGGGGUUCGGAGUCUUCGCAGACGUCUUUGGUCGAAAGUCCAUGUACGGUCUUGAGCUCCUCAUAAUCAUUGUCUCGACUGUCGGAAUUACAAUGUCUUCUCCAGGCGCGGCGGGGUCAAUGAAUUUACUGGGAUGGCUUAUAUCAUGGAGAGUCCUCCUCGGCGUGGGAAUCGGUGGCGAUUACCCUUUGAGCGCCGUGAUUACCUCUGAGUUUGCGCCUACAGCGAGCCGGAGUAGAAUGUUGGCGACUGUCUUCUUCAUGCAGCCAGUGGGUUACUUGCUUGCAACGCUUGUAUCCAUUGUUGCACUGGCGGCAUAUAGGCCCCAUCUUACGCAGCUCAGCACAGAUGGUCAUGAGACAUGCGUGAAUGACGAAUGUCUGCGUGCACUGGAUAGCGUAUGGAGAUGGAUUAUUGGCUUUGGUACAAUACCGGCGGCAUUGGCUAUCUUUCUUCGGUUCAGUAUUCCGGAAAGCCCUCGAUAUACGAUUGAGGUUUUGAAUCGACCGGAUGAAGCUAUGGAGGAUGUUAAUGAUAUGGACUUGCCUACCAUGUCAUCGCCUACCCCAGCUGAAAUAUUUGAUAAUAUCCCCGAUAUGGAGAUGCAUCAUGAGCAAGAUGUUCCUGAGUUUGAUGAGCAUGUCAUGCAAGAACAUGAUGAUCACUUGGCAGGAGAGCAAAUGACUAAUAGAAGGAGCUGGGUUUCAAGUCCCGGAUCACAGAUGUUUCGCGGCACAUCUCCGACCAUCGUUGAUGAGGCAGGUAACCAUCAUGUAAACGCUGCCCAAUACCUUACAGCUGCUGGCGAAAUUCAUAAUCCAUCUUUUACCGGCAACCACGAAGGCUCUUUCGCACAUGACCGACCUCCCUCGUCAGCCUUGAGUCCAACCAUGCUUAGCCGUCAACCGUCACAUGAGAGUUCUUCCUCCGAGAGCGAUGAGGCCGAUAUCGAAAACCGAAAUGUCUGGGCCAUUUAUAGCGCCGGCUUGACCGACUAUCUCUGGACAAAGGGCUACUGGGUUGUGCUUCUAGGCACAUCUCUAACAUGGUUCUGUUUCGAUUUUGCUUUCUAUGUCAUGGGCCCCAAUUCAUACCAAGUUGUCUCCAAGGUUUUCGACACCGCCUCCGAUACCCCGCAAGACGUUUACACCAACCUCAUGACGGAAUCCUGGCAUUCGCUCGUAAUUGUCUCCACUGGGUCAAUUAUUGGAGGUGGAUGCAUGAUUUUCCUCGUGGGCCGUUUCUCGCCACGCACACUACAACUUGCAGGCUUCCUGAUCGUGUUCGUCCUUUUCAUCGUCGUCGGUUUGGUGUUCCGAUUCCUUUCCGCGCCGUCUCGAACACCACUCGUGGUUUUCCUAUAUGUCAUUUCCAUGAUCUUUUUCCAAAUUGGACCAAAUUUCACGACCUACAUUAUUCCGUCGGAGCUAUUCCCAACUCAAUUACGUUGCACUGCCCAUGGCAUUUCUGCUGCAGCAGGCAAAGCGGCCGCCGUGAUUGUGCAGGUGUUUGCUUCCCUAUCUAAAUUGGGCCCAUACGGUGACUCGAACGAGUUUGGGUAUGGGAUUAUCGUCUUUAGUGCUUUCAUGUUGAUCGGCGCCGCUCUUACUAAGUGGCUAACACCCGAGACAUUGCAGGAUGGGAAGCCUGUGCCGCUGGAGAAGUUGGAGUAUAUUGGCCUGAAGUGGCCAAUUGGUGCUCCCAAGUCUAGGGAUAAGGAGCAAAUAUCUUUGGACCAGACUAACUCGGAGCAAACCAAUGGUGUAUCGGUUUCUAAUCAGUGA